AUGCCGCAUUAUAUUACUUUAGCAACUUGCUCUUUGAAUCAAUGGGCUUUAGACUUUGAAGGGAAUAGGGAUAGGAUUCUCCAGAGUAUUAAGGAGGCCAAAGAGGCCAAAGCUUCUUUACGAGUGGGACCUGAAUUGGAGAUCUCUGGUUACGGGUGCCUGGAUCAUUUUCUUGAGAACGACACUUAUUUGCAUUCCUGGGAAAUGUAUGCUUCUAUACUUCAGAAUGAGUCAACUCAUGGAAUUCUUUUGGAUAUCGGCUUACCAAUAAUGCACAAGAAUAGACGUUACAACUGUCGUAUCCUAUCCUAUGACGGAAAAAUUUUGUUGAUCCGCCCCAAGAUAUUUUUAGCUAAUGACGGCAAUUACAGAGAAAUGAGAUACUUUACGCCUUGGUUACAGCCGCAAUACGUUGAAGAGUUUGUUCUUCCCAGAUUACUACAAAAGAUCACGGGCCAAAUAACAGUUCAAUUCGGAGACGCCGUUAUUUCAACUUUGGAUACUUGUAUUGGUGCGGAAACUUGCGAAGAGCUGUUUACUCCGCAAGCUCCUCAUAUUGCUAUGGCCUUGGAUGGGGUUGAAAUUGUUGCAAAUUCUAGUGGUUCCCACCAUGAGUUGAGAAAACUGAAUACCAGAAUGGAUCUUAUUACAGAGGCUACUACCAAGUGUGGUGGAAUAUAUUUGUAUUCCAAUCAAAAAGGCUGUGAUGGUGAUAGAUUGUACUAUGAUGGUUGUGCACUUAUUGUUGUCAAUGGCAAAGUCCUAGCUCAAGGUUCCCAGUUUUCUUUGAAAGAUGUGGAAGUAAUAACUGCCACUGUGGAUUUAGAAGAUGUCAGGUCCUAUAGAAACAUGAUUUCACAUGGUCUACAAAGUCGCUCUACUCCUGUUUACGAAAGAGUUCAUGCUGCUAUUGAGUUAUCUCCAGAUUCAAAGAGUUUUGACCCCACCAUCGUACCAACAUCGCCUCGUGAGAUAAGAUACCAUCUUCCAGAGGAAGAGAUUGCAUUCGGACCUGCUUGCUGGUUGUGGGACUAUGUGCGAAGGUGUAAAGGUUCAGGUUACUUUGUCCCGUUGAGUGGUGGAAUAGACAGUUGUGCCACAUCAGUGAUUGUCUUUUCAAUGUGCACUCUUGUAGUAAAAGAAGCAUUAGAAGGAAACGAACAAGUUAUACGAGAUGCUCAGCUGGUUGCUAACAUGCCAGAAGGUUGGAUUCCUGAGACCCCUCAAGAGCUUUGCAAUAAGAUCUUCCAUACUUGUUAUAUGGGUACUACCAACUCAUCUAUAGAGACUAGAGCAAGAUCCAGAGAUCUUGCAGCCAGAAUUGGAUCUUAUCAUGUUGAUUUGAACAUGGAUUCAGUGGUCACUGCAUUAGUCAGCCUCUUUGAGGUAGUAACAGGCAGAAAACCGGUGUUCAAAGUAUUUGGUGGUAGUCAAAUUGAAAACUUGGCCCUUCAAAAUAUUCAAGCCCGAUUAAGAAUGGUUUUAGCUUACCUUUUUGCCCAGUUGCUACCUUGGACUAGGGGUAGAACAAACACUGGUGGUUUGUUGGUUUUGGGAAGUGCCAACGUGGAUGAGCAGCUUCGAGGUUAUUUGACCAAGUAUGAUUGUUCAUCUGCAGAUGUAAAUCCAAUAGGAGGAAUUUCUAAGACUGAUCUCAUUAGUUUCAUUAAGUUUUCUAUAAACCGGUUUGAUCUGCCUAUACUUCGGGAUUUUGUUGACGCUACACCCACAGCAGAAUUGGAACCAAUUACCGACACUCAUGUACAAUCAGAUGAAGCCGACAUGGGAAUGAGUUAUGAGGAGUUGUCUAUUUUUGGAAGACUCAGAAAGGUCAACAAAUGUGGUCCUUACUCCAUGUUUAUUAAGUUGCUGCACGAAUGGUCUCCUCGUCUGACACCAGAAGAAAUAGGCACCAAAGUAAAACGGUUUUGGUGGUUCUAUGCAGUCAACAGGCAUAAGCAAACAGUUAGCACACCUAGCUACCAUGCUGAACAGUAUUCUCCAGAUGAUAACAGAUUUGACCUCAGACCAUUUUUAAUCGAUCCAAGCUUCUCUUGGGCUAGAAAAAAGAUUGAUCAAGUAGUGGAGACUUUGGAGAAGAACAAUACAUCUCAACUAGAUACCAUGACCGUUGAUUAA
This is a messenger RNA of Komagataella phaffii GS115, 2139 nucleotides long. RefSeq names its product Glutamine-dependent NAD(+) synthetase. Gene Ontology annotation, molecular function: ATP binding; glutaminase activity; NAD+ synthase (glutamine-hydrolyzing) activity. Lineage: Eukaryota; Fungi; Ascomycota; Pichiomycetes; Pichiales; Pichiaceae. Gene Ontology annotation, biological process: NAD+ biosynthetic process. Gene Ontology annotation, cellular component: cytoplasm. The coding region runs from base 1 to 2139 and encodes 712 amino acids. The transcript has a single exon. The record is from RefSeq and is a predicted model, not a curated record.